AUGGCUGAUGAAUCCAGAGAUAUAUCUGGUAAUGAACAACUGAGUAUUGUUAUACGUGUUGUUGAUCCUGAUGUAAAAAUGCAUAUCGAUAAAAGUGAAAAAUCAUGCCCCUUCAAUGAAUAUUUUCUAGGAUUUAUCAAGCUAAAUGAGUUUGAUGCUGAAACUUUAACAUCUGAAAUUGUUCGAUUUUUAUCGUGUUUAAAAAUUGAUUUAAAUAAAUGUAUCGCGAUGUGUUUCGAUGGAGCGUCUGUUAUGUCUGGCAAGCAUGCAGGUGUACAAGCACUGUUACGCCAACGAUACAUUCCUAAUGCAAUAUAUGUGCAUUGUUAUGCACAUAAAUUAAACUUGGUGAUAUGUGACGUCACCAAAAGCGUUCCUUACUUAGCCGAAUUUUAUUCGAUUAUCAAUGCAAUAUAUCGAUAUUUUAAUAAAUCAAGCGUAAAUAAUAAAACAUUUAAAAAAGUUCAACAACAGCUUAAGCUAGGCGAGAAUGUUUUAAAUUUAUCAUCAACCGUGAAAGAAUCUUCUUUUCUUGUUUUCGAAGAUUGCUCCGGUCUAUCCACAACUACAAGUAAGAAAUGGACUGAAACCAGAUGGGACAGUCGUUGGACGUCCAUCGAUUCGGUUAUUGAGAAUUAUCACGCUUUAAUUAUAAGUUUAGAAGAACUGGAAAAUGAAGCUAAAUCUUUAGAUUUUGGUAAAGCUCAUACAUUGAUUAGUGCUGUUAUUGAUCAGAUUGUUGCUCUUAGAAACGAAGAAAACUUUUCUAAAAUAUUUGAUCAAAUUAAUCAAUUUUGUGCUGAUAACAAUGUUGAUUUAAAUGUCAAAGUGAAAGAAAGGAGAUUAAAAACAACUUCUACAAGAUUGAAAAAUUUUCUAGUUACAAGUACAAUUGGAGAACGUGAAAUUAUUGAUUGUGAAUGUAAAUAUAGAACUUCUAUUUUUUAUCCAGUUAUUGACUCGAUUAUUCUUGAAAUGAGGGAUCGUUUUUCAACGACAAACAUGGACAUUCUUCGUGCGGUUUCAUCCCUGUCGCCUGAAAGUUCAACAUUUUUAGAAUUAACAGAACUUAAAGCUUUAUGUUUGAUGCUACAAUGUGAUACUUCGCUGUUGAAAAACGAAAUCCAAGUAUUCAAACCCAUGCUAAACCAAUCAAAAUCAAAAAAUAUAACUGACCUAUUUUUUGAAACAUUACCAUUUCAACAAGCUUUUCCAAAUAUUCUAAGGCUGGUCAUAUGUUCUAUGAUGAUACCAUUAUCAUCCACAACAACAGAAAGGACAUUCAGUAAAAUGAAACUCAUUAAAACAAUCGCACGUAAUAGUGUGUCAGAUUCUAGACUAAGUGAUUUGUCUUUGUUGGCUAUUGAAAGAGAUAUUGUUGUUGAUUAUGAAAACAUCAUUGAUGCAUUCGCAGCUCAACACAAGAACAGUCGAAUACUAUUGAAAUAA
Rotaria socialis is the source of this 1449-nucleotide messenger RNA. The record is from the annotation of a GenBank genome assembly. NCBI's taxonomy places the organism in Eukaryota, Metazoa, Rotifera, Eurotatoria, Philodinida, Philodinidae.